Ichthyophthirius multifiliis is the source of this 591-nucleotide messenger RNA. Its product is annotated as ubiquitin-conjugating enzyme family protein, putative. Gene Ontology annotation, biological process: protein polyubiquitination; proteasome-mediated ubiquitin-dependent protein catabolic process. The transcript has 6 exons. Gene Ontology annotation, cellular component: nucleus. Gene Ontology annotation, molecular function: protein binding; ubiquitin conjugating enzyme activity. Lineage: Eukaryota; Ciliophora; Oligohymenophorea; Hymenostomatida. The record is from RefSeq and is a predicted model, not a curated record.
AUGCAUCCCGGAUAAAACAAAGGAAGAAUAUAAAAAGAAAUAACUGAUUUUCAUAAAACAGCAGAAACAAGUAAUAUCAAAGUAUAAAUAGUAGGAAACGAUCUAAAUCAUUGGAAAGGAUAUAUAGCUGGCCCUGAAGAUACUCCUUAUGGAGGAGGAGUAUUUUAAAUUGAUAUUUAAUUACCUAGUGAAUAUCCUUAUAAACCACCAAAAAUGAAAUUUGAUACUAGAAUUUGGCAUCCUAAUAUUUCUUCAUAAACAGGUGCAAUUUGUUUAGAUAUUUUAAAAAAUGAAUGGUCACCGGCUUUAUCUAUAAGGACUGCUCUUCUUUCUUUAUAGGCACUUAUGUGUGCUCCUGAACCUGAUGAUCCAUAAGAUGCUGUUGUUGCAUAAUAAUAUAAAAACUAAAAAGAUUAAUAUAUUAAAACAGCCAAAGAAUGGACAAAAAAUUAUGCAAAUACAAAUGCUUAAGAUGAAAAAGUUAAAAAAUUAGUAGAAAUGGGAUUUGAAGAAAAAUAAUGCCGAGAAGCUUUAAUGAAAUUCGGAUGGGAAGAAGAAUUAAGUUUGAAUUAUUUACUUGGAGGAAAUUGA